Messenger RNA from Lathyrus sativus (Indian pea), 276 nucleotides. Lineage: Eukaryota; Viridiplantae; Streptophyta; Magnoliopsida; Fabales; Fabaceae. The record is from the annotation of a GenBank genome assembly.
AUGAACCCUUCAACCUGGCUUUGGAGCAUCUCUGUAUUAGUCUUGUGGCGAGCUUGGUCUUUGCCAGAGCUAAUUUGGGAAGGUCUGCUAUCCCUUCAAACGAUCGAUAUUGUUGAAUGUGGAGGAUUGAAAUCCUUGCUCGAAGGUAUCCGACGUCUCACUUCACUUGAGGUUUUGACUAUUCAUGGUUGCUCAGCAUUAAAGAAGCGAUGCGAGGAGGAAACAGGGGAGGAUUGGUACAAGACAGCUCACAUUCCAAAACUACUGAUUUGGUAG